AAUCCAAAUAUGUCGUCGUUAAGACGAAUCAGCCAUCAAGGCUCUGCCACAGCUGUCAUGGAACUUGAGCCUAUCCAUUCUCUGCCACGAGCAACUGAGAAACACGUUUCGGUGGAGUCUGGCAGAAAACUCGGUCAGGGUGAUCUCGAUGAUCAUGAACGACGUGAUCAGAACGAAACACUACCCUCUCCCAACGUCGCUUCUCAUGAAGCACUCGAAAGAUGGAAUUUACCAACGUCGAACCUCUACCGGACAUUCGCUGCCUUCUGGGGCUUUGCAAUUAUGCUGUCCUAUACCGUCGUCUCGCUUAUCUUUCUCAGUCCUCUUAUCGGAUACAACUUGUCAGCCUUGCUCAACAACAGCAUACACCUUCGAUUCGGACAGAGAGGUGUAGCUUUCAUCGGACCGUUCUGCCAUCUUCUGGCAUACAUUGUCAUCGCUGUACACCCUCCAUAUCCAGUAUUGGUCAUCGUCUUUGCAAUUGCUGGCUUCGGAAAUGGAUUAGAAGAUGCAGCUUGGAAUGCCUGGAUGGGUGCGAUGUCGAACGCAAAUGAAGUGCUGGGCUUUCUCCAUGGCAUCUACGGUCUAGGAGCAACGAUUGCACCUCUGAUUGCCACUUCGCUAAUCACUAAAGUCGACAAGCCUUGGUGGACAUGGUACUACUUCAUGAUCGCUUUUGCGGCCGUCGAAGUUGCUACAAGCUUAUGGGCUUUCUGGGGCCAGACUGGAGAAGUCUUUCGUCUUGCACAUCCCAGAACCACCGACCAGACGGGCAACAGAAUGAAAGAGGCCUUGCUCACUAUGCCUAGUGCCCGAGUCACAUGGCUGUGUGCCUUGUUCCUGCUAGGAUAUGUCGGCAUUGAAGUAGCUCUCGGUGGCUGGAUCACUACAUUCAUGCUUCGAGAACGUCAUGGCGGUGCGUUCGCCUCUGGAAUGACUGCGACUGGCUUCUGGCUCGGUAUCACAGUCGGAAGACUGGUACUUGGUUUCGUGACACCGCGCAUUGGUGAAAAGUUGUCCAUUGCCAUCUAUCUUCCGAUCGCUACUGGUCUCGAACUGCUCUUCUGGCUCGUUCCGCAAUUUUACGUCUCCGCUGUUGCAGUCGCACUACAAGGCUUCUUCUUAGGUCCACUGUUCCCAGCUGCUGUGGUUGCGACAACCAAGCUUUUGCCCAAGCACUUGCAUGUCAGUGGCAUUGGAUUCGCUGCUGCGUUUGGUGGAUCGGGCGCUGCCAUCUUUCCAUUCGUGACUGGUGUCAUUGCACAAGUAAAGGGUGUGCAAGUCCUUCAGCCGAUCAUCCUGGCACUCUUGGUUGUCAUCUGGUUGUUCUGGAUUUCGCUUCCUAGAAUCGAGAAGAAGAGGGACUGA
Messenger RNA from Aureobasidium vineae, 1368 nucleotides. The record is from the annotation of a GenBank genome assembly. Lineage: Eukaryota; Fungi; Ascomycota; Dothideomycetes; Dothideales; Saccotheciaceae.